Messenger RNA from Cryptococcus wingfieldii CBS 7118, 624 nucleotides. RefSeq lists its product as hypothetical. The transcript has 2 exons. The record is from RefSeq and is a predicted model, not a curated record. Lineage: Eukaryota; Fungi; Basidiomycota; Tremellomycetes; Tremellales; Cryptococcaceae. The coding region runs from base 1 to 624 and encodes 207 amino acids.
AUGUUGAGAACGCCUCUCCGCCUUGCCCUCCGGCUACCAAGGCUGAACGCUAUCACUCCCCAGCGGCGAUUUGCGCAUGCGCUGCCCACGGACUUGCCCCCUAUUCGCGCCCGCCUGCGACCUCUUGUCCCAUUCUUCAUCUACUGGACCAUCAUCACUUCGCUGCUUGUCCACCUCUUGCGGACACGGCAAGAGUCGGGCGAGUCUCUCUCUCGGCAAAAGGCCAAGAUCAGCGUGCUUAGCGACCUGAUUGCGCGGAUACGCAACGGAGAGGACGUGAGCGAGGACGAAAUGCAGCGAGAGAUGGAGAUGGUGGGGCUGCGCGAACGGACGGCGCUGACGCUGGGGCUGGACAAGGAGCUGAAAGAGGCGGAGAAUGUGGGGUGGCGGGAGGUGCUGCUGGGCAAGACGGCUCAGACUGAAGAGCAGGCAGCCCGGGAGGAGAAGGCGAUUGAGGAGUGGGCACAAUUGAUGGACGGCAGCGAGCCACAAGCGGGGCCAGAGGCUGAGGCUGAGGCCCGGGCGCCGUCUAUCAGAUCGCUGCUACGGCCAUCCGAGCGGCGGCAGGAGGGCGGGCGAGAGGGGAUGGCGUCGCGUGCGCCUGGGUCGAGUGUGUACCUAUGA